Messenger RNA from Mesocestoides corti, 186 nucleotides. Lineage: Eukaryota; Metazoa; Platyhelminthes; Cestoda; Cyclophyllidea; Mesocestoididae. The record is from the annotation of a GenBank genome assembly.
AUGCCACCGAAACCAGCUAACGCAAAUAAGCCAGACAGUCCUCUAGCGAAACUGCUAAAGUCAGUUUUGAAAGAUUACGAGCGGAUUUGCUCUGAGUAUGGCUGCUCACCAUGUCCGAAAAUUCGGGAGGCGCUUAAAAAAGGCAUCAGUGAAGAAUUUCACAUCAAAACAGUGAGUUUUAUCUGA